Molecule: messenger RNA, 2930 nt
Organism: Grammomys surdaster
Lineage: Eukaryota; Metazoa; Chordata; Mammalia; Rodentia; Muridae
Gene: Carhsp1
Product: calcium regulated heat stable protein 1
Exons: 4
Coding region: 111-557 (148 amino acids)
Biological process (GO): regulation of mRNA stability
Cellular component (GO): cytoplasm
Molecular function (GO): mRNA 3'-UTR binding
Source: RefSeq, a predicted model, not a curated record
GGCGUGGUCCCACACUCCGCCCUGCCCCGCGGCCACGCCCCCAGUCCCUGCUCUAUUCUUGCAGUCGAAGCGCAGCAGCUGGAGGAGUUAGACGUGUCACCAGGUCAGCCAUGUCAUCUGAGCCUCCCCCGCCGCCGCCGCAGCCCCCCACGCAUCAGACUUCUGUAGGGUUACUGGAUACUCCUCGCACAAGGGAUCGCUCUCCAUCCCCGCUGCGGGGCAAUGUGGUCCCUAGCCCUCUGCCUACCCGCCGGACAAGGACCUUCUCAGCGACGGUGCGGGCUUCGCAGGGCCCUGUCUACAAAGGAGUCUGUAAAUGCUUCUGUCGGUCCAAGGGCCACGGCUUCAUCACCCCAUCUGAUGGUGGUCCUGAUAUCUUCCUGCACAUCUCUGAUGUGGAAGGGGAGUAUGUUCCGGUGGAAGGCGACGAGGUCACCUAUAAGAUGUGCUCUAUCCCGCCCAAGAAUGAGAAACUGCAGGCUGUAGAGGUGGUCAUCACCCACCUGGCACCAGGGACCAAGCAUGAGACCUGGUCCGGGCACGUCAUCAGCAACUAGGGACCUGCAAGAACCCUUCUCCUGGGCUUGAGGGAGACUUUGGGGGAAGGAGGAGCAGGGCCACCCUGGAUAUAACAUUCUACCACACAAAGAUGGGGGCCUCAAGGCGGGCAUGGCCCCUUUCAAGCAUUUCCUGGAGGGAAGGAGUUGCGGGCCACCAGUGCAGCCUCCAGCCAUUGCAACAAGCUCUCACUGUCUGAAAAGCAUUAAAAGCAUUUGAAAAGGAGAGGCACCUUCGGAGGCUGAGUGGAGAGGGUGCAGUCCCAGCCCAAGGCACCUGGGUAGGCCAAACAUGCUAUUUUCCCAAAUGCCCCCUUCAGAUCAAGCCCAUCCAGACUAUUCCUGGAACUAGAAACAGAAAUCCUCAGAUCUAUUUGGCCCGCUGAGGAAUGUCACCAGCCCUAUGAGACUUUCCAUGACCCAAUGCCCUAACUUGGGACCAAGUCAGUUCAGCUUCAGAACUGGCUUAUGUAUGUGGGGAGCUUCCCAGGGGACUCUGCCUCUUGGUGCCUUUGUAGCAGGUGUGUCUCUACUUUCUCGGAAAGACUCUAACCCUUAGGAGCUCUGCCCUAGUACAGUAGCCUGGGGCUGGGCACCGAUCCCACUCCAGAGAAGGCUGGUCUUUCCCACUUGCUGCUAGGGGAUAAGGCAGCCUCCAUGUGGCCUUAAGGCUAUCAUUAAAGUAGUGCUGAAGGUGGCUGUGGGGGUGGGGAAGAGACCUCUGCAGGAAGGCUCUAGAGGGGAGGAUAGUGCUUUAUUUAAAAACAGAAUCCAGGCUAGUGGUGCAUGCCUGUAAUCUCUGCUCUUAGCAGGCUGAAACAGCAUUCUAGGCCAGCCUAGGCUACAAUCAAUGUCUCAAAACAAGGGCUGGGGAUAUAGCUCAGUGGUAAUGAGUGCUGUAUUUAGCCCAGCGUGUGCAGGAGUCUCCGUUCCACUGCUAGCAUAAACCCUAGAUGUUGACACUGACCCACAGAAGAUAGGCAGCUUGCUUUUUGAUGGCCUUGUAAGGUUAGGAGUUGAAGGAGAAAUAAUAACUCUGAUUGGAAAUCAAAAGUAUAUUCUUUAAGACAGGCCUAAUAAAUGCCUAAGGAUCUUUUUUCCCCUCUUCCCAGUGCUUGGGGAGCCCAGAGCCCCGGAAAUGGAAACAGCACAGAGCUACAAUGAAGCCUCUGCUUUCUUUUCUGGGUGUGUGUGUGGGGUUGGGUGUGGGCAUGUGGAAUACAGGCUCCUGCUGCAAAGCCCAGGCUAGCCCCAAACUUAGAACCUUUCAUGCCUUGGCUUCCUACUUGCUGGGGUCACAGGUGUGCCUUAAUUCCCUGCUGACUUCCUUUUUAAUAGCUCAGACUCCCACAGAGCCCUCUGUUUGCCCCUGCCUGCCAACACUGGAGAUCUGUGCUUCAAAUGAACUGGUCCCUAGGCUUUUUGGUGGUUGGCUUUAGUGUGAUUCAAAAAUAGUAGUUGAGAACUCACUUGUCAGAACAGGGAUGCCAGUUCUACAGUGGCGGCUGGACUGAGGGCUGCAGCCAACCUAAAGGUACAAAGGCUGUGACUUUCAGACAUAAGGGUCAGUGACACAGCUUGGUUGGUAAAGUGUUUGAAGAAUGAGUUCAAUCCCCAGAAAAAGCUAGGUGUAGCGUUGCACAAUUAGGUAGUACCAGAUCUGGGGAAGCUGAGCCAGAGAACCUAUUCUUUUCUUCUAGCACCUAAGAAAUGAACGAAAACAGGUUGUCUCCUGGUUUCCACAUGCAUGGGAACACAAAAAAUAUGUGGAUACACUUGUUAGGCUCCCCACCGCUACCCAGUGUGACCAUCUUUGUUGUUGAGCUACUGAUGGGCUUUUUUUUUCCCUAGUCAAAGGUGGCCUUUCCCCCACACCAGGCUUGGCUUACCGCCCAGAGGCUCUCUUGGGGGCCAAGGAACAGAAGGACAAACCCACAUUUGCCAUGACCUAAGAAGGCUCCCUGAGACUGAACCUUCUGUCAUCUCGUUGUUCCUAAUGAUCAAUACAGCUUUGCUUUCACUGUGGUAUGGUUAGACUUUGUGUAGCACAUGGUUGACUCGCUAGUGAGCCCUGCCCCCCACCGAGCUGGCAGCCCAGUUCUGCUGGCAGGAUGGCCUCUGGAUUCUUCUGCCCCACAGAACCCUUUGUAAAGGGCUUUUCUUGUAUGGUCAAAUCACUUCACCCUGUAGACUUAUUCUGGAAAUGCAAGGAGUUGGAAAAGCCCCACUUUGUUCAGAGUGUCAAUUUAUAGAUGAGGAAGAACCCCAGCACCCAGUGCUGGAGACUGAACAGGAAAGAGACUAAACCCCCAAAUCUAGAUGUUUGAGCCCAUAAGCCAACUCUUUCUCAAUAAAGUUUGUUUUGUGCAAGAU